AUGCCACAGAAAGAACCAAAAAAUACUAGGAAGGCUAUUAAAAAAGCUGAUUUGGCAGAAUUGGACAAACAAUAUUUAUUUGAAAUCAACGUAAAACUUCAACAAAGGAGAGUGGACUUGAUACAAGAGGCUCUUUCAGAUCUCAAAAAAUCACCCUUAUUGGAGUUUCCAAUCGAAUACUUUGUUCAAAGCCCAGAAAUUAUUAGGAGCUAUACAUUUGUUGACACUGAUUCAAUGCUAUAUAUUUUCAAAUAUUGUUAUUCUAAAUUUAUAUAUAUUUUCAAACUUAAACCUUCAUUGCUGGGAAGACUUGUUGAUAUCCUUAAAUUGAUUUUGAAUUGUUUCUUAGAACAAAUUUGUUCAUUAGACAAGCUCACAUUAAUGGAAAGUUUGAUAAAUAUUUAUGAGGAUAUUGGAAAUUUAUUGCACGAGAAACUAGAUAUUUUGGAUACUUAUAAAAUUGUCGAUCUACUAACAACAAUUUUGAACAGAUCAAGCUCUACCAUCUUAAUGGACUGUAUUGAAAAACUUAGCCCUAUUUUGGAGAAUUUUUUAUUUGACAAUAAUUUAUAUUUGUGUUUUCCUCAAAUACACAAACAAGUUUUGAAUCAAGUUCAACGUUUUGAGAAUAAGGCGUGCAACAAUUUCAAUACACUCCCAGAGAUUGAAAAAUCUUUCAAGCUGUUGGAACAAUUGAUGGACGAAGAUUGUGAUGUACUACCUGAUGCAGAAGCACAUCUAAGCAGGCUUCGUAACAUAUUUCUAAUACUACCACAUACAUUCGAUGCGCGAAUUUUAGAAAGAUACAUGCAAGAAUUAUUUAUAACAUCCGAGUUUUUAGAAGAUUCUUGUAGAGAGUUGUUGUUGGACUUGCUUUCUUGUAAUAAUAAGGAUAUUAGAAGCUAUGCAAUUAAAUUCAUUGCAGAAGAUCAACAUGUGUUUCUUGAAAAGCUUGCUUCUGAAGAUAUAUUCUACCUAAUAUCUCUUCACUCCAUAGAAUUGGAAGAAUCGGUAAAGACUACUUUGGAUAUCGUUCAAAACAGUCCUUGUUCAAUAAGAGGAUUUUUACCAAACCUUCCCUUAUUACAAUGCACUAUCAAAUACUCUGAAAAUAUUCUCUCAGCUAAAGAUAGUUUAGAUGAAGUUACUUCUACUCUUCAAUUAUUUGAAAGACUAAUGACAAAGGAAGAACUAUUGGCUUAUCACACGAGAUUUUUAUUCCACAAAUAUAAGUGGAUUAGAGAGACAGCAAGUGUUAACCUCAAAUCUCUAUUUAUUUUAGAUUUGAAAACAGAAAAUUAUAUCGAACUCAAAGAAGGUGAUCCCUUUUUAAGUUGCUAUUUAGAGGAUGUGGAUAGAUUUUUUGAUUCACCCAUCCCAAAUGAUAGUUUUGAUAUUGAUAUUGAAUCACUAGUAUCACUAAUGAGAGACACAGAGGACUCUCUUAUUUUGAAAUCAGUUGCUAAUCAAUUAUGUACUCUGUUGAGAAUUCAACCACUCAACAGCAAAAUUUUAUCUAAGGAGGUAGCAGAAAUAGUCUUAAACAGAACAUUAGAAAAUAUUUCUAAGGAGUUGCUUGUGUUAUUAAUUCUUAUUUUUGAUAACAAAGAAUUUGCAAUGGAAGAAUCCAAACUUUCCUCCCUAUACAAAUGUAAGUUAAUUGGUCAUAUUCUAUUUUCUUAG
Molecule: messenger RNA, 1683 nt
Organism: Naegleria gruberi
Lineage: Eukaryota; Heterolobosea; Eutetramitea; Acrasida; Naegleriidae
Exons: 3
Coding region: 1-1683 (560 amino acids)
Source: RefSeq, a predicted model, not a curated record